Messenger RNA from Dentiscutata erythropus, 424 nucleotides. The record is from the annotation of a GenBank genome assembly. NCBI's taxonomy places the organism in Eukaryota, Fungi, Glomeromycota, Glomeromycetes, Diversisporales, Gigasporaceae.
GCACGUGAAUUUGUUGACACUAGCCUCUAUAAACAUGGUUGCACUAUUGAUAUAUUAGAAUCAAAAAUACGACUUGCAAGAGCAAAACAGUCAAGACUAAAACAAGUUUCAAAAAUUCGAUCUUCCGUUCGUAAAGCCAAACAAAUUCGUUCUGCUCAAUUUCAACGUGCAGCCAGGAAAUUAUUUAAAUCUAAAAAUAAAGAAUAUAAUGCCAAAUUUGUAAAAUUAGCUACUAAUAUAAGUAAUAUGAGACAAACUUCAAUACAUGCAACAGUAGAAUAUACAAAAGCCGUGUAUCAAUUCUUGACUGGAGAGAAGCCACAAUAUUGGGUAAAAUCGACAACUUUAUCAUGGUGGAAUAAUGAAAUUGCAGCUAUAACUUCUAAUCAAAAUAGCCCCAAAGAGGCUUCUUCUAGAUUUUUCA